AUGGUCACCUCAGCACAGCAAAGGGAGGGGGAUUCGGGGCCUCGAGUGGCCCAAGCAGCAGCAGCAGCAGCAGCAGCAGCAGCAGCAGCAGCAGCAGCAGCAGCAGCAGCAGCAGCAGCAGCAGCAGCAGCAGCAGCAGCAGCAGCAGCAGCAGCAGCAGCAGCAGCAGCAGCAGCAGCAGCAGCAGCAGCAGCAGCAGCAGCAGCAGCAGCAGCAGCAGCAGCAGCAGCAGCAGCAGCAGCAGCAGCAGCAGCAGCAGCAGCAGCAGCAGCAACAGCAGCAGCAGAUGCAGCAGCAGCAGCAGCAGCAGCAGAAGCAGCAGCAGCAGCAGCCGCAGCAGCAACAGCCACAGCAGACGCCGCAGCAACAGCAGCAGCAACAACAACAGCCGCAGCAGCAGCAGCAGCAGGCACCGCAAUUUCCUGUCGAGGGCAGCAGCAGGGGACGGCGCAGCAGGGCGUGGCGCAGCAGGGCACGGUGCAGCAGGGCACGGUGCAGCAGGGCAUGGCGCAGCAGGGCACGGCGCAGCAGGGCAUGGCGCAGCAGGGCAUGGCGCAGCAGGGCAUGGCGCAGCAAGGCAUGGCGCAGCAAGGCAUGGCGCAGCAAGGCAUGGCGCAGCAAGGCAUGGCGCAGCAAGGCAUGGCGCAGCAAGGCAUGGGGCAGCAAGGCAUGGGGCAGCAAGGCAUGGCUCAGCAGGGCAUGGCGCAGGCACAGGGCAUGGGUCCACCUCAGAUGGUGGGUCAGCUGCAGGCUAUGGUGCAGGGACAAAGCACAGGGCAGCAAGGAAUGUCCCACCCUCAGAUGCAUCAGGGAAUGAUGCAUCAGGGGAUGGCGCAACAGGGGAUAGCGCAACAGGGGAUGGCGCAACAAGGCAUGGCGCAGCAUGUAAUGGCGCAACAAGGCAUGGCGCAACAAGGCAUGCCGCAACAAGGCAUGCCGCAACAAGGCAUGGCGCAACACAACAUGGCGCAACAAGGCGUGGUGCAACAAGGGAUGGCGCAACAGGGGUUUGCUCAACAAGGCAUGGCGCAACAAGGGAUGGCGCCACAAGGCAUGCCGCAACAAGGGAUGACGCAGCAGGGGAUGGUGCAACAAGGGAUUGCGCAACAGGGGUUUGCACAACAAGGCAUGGCGCAACAGCAAGGCAUGGCACAACAAGGGAUGAUGCAGCAAGGCAUGGCGCAACAAGGGAUGGCGCAACAAGGGAUGGCGCAACAGGGGAUGACUCAACAAGGGAUGGCGCAACAGGGGAUGACUCAACAAGGGAUGGCGCCACAGGGGUUGGCGCAACAGGGGUUAACGCAACAAGGAAUGGCGCAACAGGGGAUGACGCAGCAGGGGUUGGCGCAGCAGCAGGCUCCACAGCAGCCGAUCAAACGAUCUCGGCUGGCAAUUUCCUUCACGGUUAUGCAGUGGCAGGAGCAUCCAUCCCCCCCCCCUUCCACACUCUCACUCUUCCAUUCCCUUUUCCCUCUCUUUCCUGCCCCGCUUUCUCCAACUCGCUCAAGCGACUUCGGGUCGUGGGCGCCCUUCACAGUGACGCAGUGGCAGGAGCUGGAGCAGCAGGCGCUCGCCUUCAAGUACCUCGUGGCAGACUGUGGAGCCGUCUCUCAUAAGUCUUCUUCCCUCUCUUUCCUUCCCCCUUCCCCCUGCACCCAUCUCUCAGGCGACUUCGGGUCGUGGGCGCCCUUCACGGUGACGCAGUGGCGGGAGUUGGAGCAGCAGGCACUCGUCUUCAAGUAUCUGCUGGCAGACUGUUGA
Closterium sp. Yama58-4 is the source of this 1761-nucleotide messenger RNA. The record is from the annotation of a GenBank genome assembly. NCBI's taxonomy places the organism in Eukaryota, Viridiplantae, Streptophyta, Zygnematophyceae, Desmidiales, Closteriaceae.